Molecule: messenger RNA, 607 nt
Organism: Gigantopelta aegis
Lineage: Eukaryota; Metazoa; Mollusca; Gastropoda; Neomphalida; Peltospiridae
Exons: 3
Coding region: 90-407 (105 amino acids)
Source: RefSeq, a predicted model, not a curated record
UUGAGCGAAGCAAUUUUGAAAGUACCAGUCAAUCAAUUGAAGGUUACGGGGACUCGCAGGUGUAUCACGUAUCGCAGAAUAUCAUCAAAAUGCUCUCCAGAAUUAUUCCUGCUGUCAGAUCUAUAAGUUCUGUUACUCGUUUCCAGGCAGUUCGAUGUAUGAGUGAACAUGCCCCGGCUCACUGGAAGACAGACCGCGAUAUUGCACGGGAUCAUCAGUGUACCAUGGACGACAUGCCAGUGCCAGCAGGGUCCUGGCAAGAGCAAUAUAACAAAGUCAACAGCAAAUACAAUGUUUACUUAGCCAUCUCAUCGGUGUUCUUUGUUGCAACAAUGUAUAUGGUGACAAAAACUGAAGCCAUGCCCUUGAACUUGUCACCGGACAUGAAGAAACCAGCGGAUUGUUGAUGGCUACAUCUUGGGUUAAAAGUUGUGAGCAUGUAGAUCACAGAUCAGUUAGACAUUCAUAAGAAACAAUGCGAUAAAAUCAGUCUUAAUUUAAGUUGAUGUUGUUUUUGGUUAUCAACUGAGGUCUGGAAAUUCUGUAUUCCUUUGUGUGUAGUAUUUGUAUAUUAAAACAUCCUGGAAAAUAAAUUAACAGAAAUAUA